This is a messenger RNA of Microthlaspi erraticum, 1092 nucleotides long. Lineage: Eukaryota; Viridiplantae; Streptophyta; Magnoliopsida; Brassicales; Brassicaceae. The record is from the annotation of a GenBank genome assembly.
AUGCUCUCUCGUUCCAGUGCCGAAGCUGAAUACCGCGGCGUCGCCAACGUUGUGGCUGAAACGAUAUGGGUACGCAAUCUUCUGCUAGAGAUACAUUGUCCAAUUCAAACCGCCACUGUUGUUUACUGUGACAACAGAAAGGGUCGCUCUUGGCCAGGUUCGUGUCCUUCAUGUUCCCUCCUCUCAACAGUAUGCAGACAUCUUCACCAAAGGUCUUCCCUCUACUCUCUUCAACAAAUUCAAAUCCAGUCUUCGUGUUCGGGAACCUCACAUUUCGACUGCGGGAGGAUGAAUUGCUUGUUGCAAGAGGUUCAAUUUACAGAUCAGCAGCGGUUUAAACAGUUUGUCUCUCAAAGCAUAGCACGGAUGGAGAACCGAUUGAGGGGAAGUGGUCAUGGAGUUGCUGCGGCGAGGACGGAUGCAAUGUUGAACAUUGCUGGAUGGAUGUCUGAACAGAUGGGUGGUCAUAGUGGGCUUGUCACUUGGGAUUCUCGACUUCCUCUGAGAAAUGAAGCUAUUGUAAUACCAAACCAGGUAAACUAUGUUGGGAAAGCAGGUAACAUAUACAGCACCGGGUAUGAGCUUGAUGGGAGUGCAUAUGUUAUAUCAAAACAUAUAAGCGCUACAUGGCUAUGGGAUCGUGUUCGUGUAAGUGGUGGUGCAUAUGGAGGUUUUUGUGAUUUCGAUUCGCAUUCAGGUGUAUUUUCGUUCUUAUCGUACCGGGAUCCAAACUUGUUAAAGACACUCGACAUAUAUGAUGGAACUGGAGAUUUCUUGUGUGGCCUUGAUGUGGAUCAAGCGACACUCACUAAAGCUAUUAUUGGAACCAUCGGUGAUGUUGAUUCAUACCAAUUACCUGAUGCCAAAGGUUAUAGCAGUUUGAUGAGGCAUUUACUUGGAGUAACUGACGAAGAACGACAGAGAAAGCGUGAAGAGAUAUUGACAACAAGUUUGAAGGACUUCAAGGAUUUCGCAGGGGCAAUAGAUGUGGUUAGAGAUAAAGGUGUGGCGGUGGCUGUGGCAUCCGCAGAAGACAUUGAUGCGGCCAACAUUGCAUGCUCCAACUUUUUCGAGGUUAAGAAAGCUCUCUAA